Molecule: messenger RNA, 3720 nt
Organism: Tigriopus californicus
Lineage: Eukaryota; Metazoa; Arthropoda; Copepoda; Harpacticoida; Harpacticidae
Product: focadhesin-like
Exons: 4
Coding region: 173-3691 (1172 amino acids)
Biological process (GO): regulation of post-transcriptional gene silencing
Source: RefSeq, a predicted model, not a curated record
GGAUCCGAAUUGAUCUUCAACAAACGUGCAAUACACAGUGGGCUUCUCGAUGUGUCGCUUUGGGACAUAAAAGUGCAUCGAUCCAUAAUCGAGCAAGUCCAUCCUCAUUUUUGGCCGCAUAAGUUCAGUGGCUGAAUAUUAUCCAGACAAUUUGCUCAUAGAAGAACACACCAUGGAAGACAUCCGAAAGAAAUUGGAUCCAAAACAAGUGACGUUGUCUCCACUACCAGUGACAGAAGGGGCCUUGAACAAGCUCAAAGAUGUGAUCCUCAACCAGGUAGCAAUUCCGACGACUCAAAACCGCGAAUCCAUUCAGUUAUUGUGGGAACAAUGCCAGAGCGAACAUCGAGUAGUGGCUUACAAUGCCGUUCGAAUCCUGUUGGAAUUGGUGGACAGCAAGGUUUUGGAGCUGGGUCCAACACUCUCUGGACUUUCGGCUCUGUCGUAUCAAAUUAAGCAUCCUGAAGGAUUAGUUUGGGCUAUUAGCCAACUUUUGGCCAUUCAUUCGCCGAAAAAGUAUGCUUUGGUCUCGAAUCCGCACCCGUACGUGGUGCUAUUACGUUCUUAUCCCGCCACGUGGCCGCACAUCCACAACGUGAUUCAAAAUCAGAUGAACCGAGCUCAAACCAAUGGGAAUAAUGUCAUUGAGGAUUUGAGGCCCCUCCUAAUGUUUCUGUUCUGUAAUCCUCAUCACCAUGAGCAUUUCUCCGGGUUUCGACAAAUCCUACUCGUUGAUUUGAUCCAGGCUCAACCUAAUUUGCAGUUAAAGCCGUUUUGGGAGGACGUUCUUCAGUGGCUGCCAUUUAACUCUAAAGUGUCUGCUUAUGAACAGUACAGGAUGUCGCUUCAGAUCUGGUCGGAAUUAGGAUGGGAUCAGCCAACACUUCUUCCCUCCUUGUGCAGUGUAAUAGUAAGUUUCAGCCGCUUUGGUUUAAAUCCUAAUAUUGUGAUCAAAGACAUCACCAACAAAUGGGAAGCGUCAAAGUGUUCGGACAACAUUGCUAAUGAAAGUGUUAUCAUUCUUUCAUCUGCACUCUCUGAAACUAGCUCCUACCAACAGCGAGGAAUCAUAGAACUCAUCUUGUCUUUAUGUGAAAAGGCACAAAUGAUUCCAGAGGUGAUUGGCAUAGUUCUUUUUCAAAUUCUGGUAUUUGUAUCGAAAAAAACUCAAAUUACGCAAAGACUUGUUGAACAAAUUGAGACCCUUAAAGCUAUGUCGAAAUCGAAGCCCGUUUCUGACCUCUCCAUUGUUUCCGUUCCAAUAGCGCCAUUUCAUGUCCCUUGGGCCAAGGCAAGACAAGUAUUCAAUUUGUUACGUUUCAUCUCAGGAUCUGAAAGAAGUACUACUCAAUGGUUAAAAAGUAUAGAAAGGCUGAACCUUGGUGACUUUACUGAUGAAGUCCCAGUUCUUUCAUCUAUUGCCAUCUUAACGGAUUCCGGUGAGCAACUGAUCUUGAUCAUGAGAAUUUUUGGCCAAGUUAUCGGUCUUCAACCCGAAUACGCCCUUCAAGUCCUUGCCGUUCUGAUGCACAAGUUAGCUCAAAAAACAGAACCUGAGACUAAAUUGGCUCUUUUAACCCACAUCCCAAUGCUUGGCAAGGACAAGUUAUCGAUCGGUGUAACCGUCCAGUUAAUCAAUUCGCUUGGGAGCCGACCAGGAUUGAUUUGCUUGAAGAUCAAAUUGCUCUACGAUCUUUGGUUGAUUGAGGACCGGAUUUACCCCCAAUUACGAAAAGCCCUAGACGAGAAUACUGUCAUGAAGACAGCACAUGAAUAUGAAUUCUUCCUCACCAAAGCGCUCGUUUUGAAGGGAGUCUGUGAGAAAUCACCCUCGAAACAUGGAGCAGAUCUUCUGCCAAUGCUUUCCGAUAUUUUGAAUAAAUUCGGAGAUCCAAUUGACUCGGCUCUUUGCUGUAUGGCCUUAGACGGAAUUCGAUCAUUAUGUGAAGCUCAAAUCAUAGAUAUUCGAACUACAGUGAAUGUUCUGUGGUCAAAACUGUGGAAUGACGGAAGGCUCCGAGUCCGAUCUCAUUUCUAUCAAAUCUUACGAGUGACAGCCUUGUUUGAUUUGGAAUCGGCCGUGUUCCAGGAAUUCAAAUCCGAAACUUUGACUCGUUUGUGGGAACGCUUGGUUCUACCAGGUCAGGGAGAGGAUAUUCCCGCGAUAAGUCAGGCAAUCGUGGGCUUCAAACUUCAGGAUCAUAAACUCAAAAUGUUACCUUCAUAUGUCAUUGAAAAUUUGAAAUACCCGGAUGGCUUUAUUCCUAAAGAUGACACAUCCUUGCCUCCUAAACCCGAGCACGUUUGGGAAGUUAUUCCUAGUGACAUUUGGACCAAACUGAUGACAGAUUGCCCUAUUCCUGAGCUUCAACAUCAGUUCAGGGAUCUUCUCGUUCACUUACUGGAUGAAGAGUUGAAAGGAUUACCAAGAGGUGCAUAUUACCUCAGUCAGGCCAUGAAGAAUAGAGGAGAGGAGCCAGAAAAUUACGGUUUUCUGAAAGAAGGGAGCAUUCUACGGGGUCUCAUAGCUUACUGCCAAGGUGUGCUGAAUUCUAGAAUUCCAAUGCAUCAAGAAGCACUCCAGAAAGUCUUAUGGAUUCUUAGCAGGCCUUAUCCCAAACAUUUUCCGCCUCUGAAUUGGACCUGGCUCGAAAAUUUACAACGGUAUUCCAAGGAGGCUUUGGCUAUUGCGUGCCUACAAUGUGAACAUUCAAGAUCGGCAAAAUGGAUUGUGGAAAAGGCUAUCCAGAAUAAUGCUUCCGAUGAGGUUCUUUUGACUCACGCAGCCAAGAUGGCUUUUGGCCUUGAGGACGAUAAAUUGUCUGAAAUCCUGGAGAUGGGAUUGAACCAAAGAAUUCGUAAGAUUCAGUGUCAGUCAGAUGUGGAUAAUGCAGCCAGGCUAAUGUUAACCUUGAAGACCUCGAAUAAAAAAUCACCAAUGAUUUUGGAAUGUAUCGAAAAGUUGUCCAAAUUGAUUCCUCAAGAGGAAGAGGAACUCUACGAAGCUUAUUUGGAUGUUAUCCAAGAGCUUCCAACAUCAACCCUUGAUAUGAUGAGCAACACGAGCUUUCAUUUCCAAGUUUCUCCUACACAAAUCUACCGUGCAUUGUCCAUUCGUGUUCACUUGGCUUGCUCGGAUGAAUCUGACCACCCUCUCAAUUGGUUGAACACGUGUAUCGAAAGCGCUUCUAAAAUGGAAACCUUGGACAUGACAUCCAUUUUAAGAAAUUUGGCCACAGUUAUCAAUCAUGGACGAGUAAAAUACCCUCAGGCGAACCGACAAUGGCUGAUGGAGCUAAUGGGUCAGGUCAGAGCCACACUGAGGCCGGGUAACAAUGCCAAGGUAUUCAAAAGGCUUUUUGAAAUUUUCACCUUCGCGAUCGUUCAUUUUGCCCAAGUGGAUUGCUUUUGCCAUCCCAAAGAAAGGCUGUACUCGUCUCCUGAGGAGUGUUCUGAUCUCCUUCCAAUCGCUGUGGCAUCUUUAUUGCAAGCCAAAUCCGUGAUUUGGAAUGGAUUAGGACCUCAAGUGUGCGAGUGGAUGCUUAGUCUCCUAUCUGAGAGGGCAUUUCCCAGCGAAUUGAGGAACACCGUAAUUGCAGCCCUGCCUGCCUUUAAAGUAGAUGAACAAUACUCUGAGGCCUCCAUGUGGAGUAGGAUUGUGUUAAUAACCUCCGCUAUGCCUCUAGAAUGAAUAAACUUGAGCCAAUUGGUCAAAGUGAA